AUGUCGUCCACCAACAUGCCGUCGUCCUUUGACGGAGACACAAUUCUACGAAUAGAACCGAUGGCAGAAGCUGACCCGCCGGUUGAAAGAAGAGCCCCUCGUGCCUCUGGGUAUGCGUCCAGCCAUUCUACCAAUGCACUUUACCAUGCCUCUAAAUCAAUACGCUCCGGCGACCAACAACGCACGAACCGGAUGUUCCGCGCCCGUAUCUACGCCCAGGGUUUCACAAUCGUCGCCAUGGUUGCUGGCUCAAUGUACUGGAAAUCCGACCGCCAGAAGCGCAAGGAAUUUGAUAGGUGGUGGCAGAGCGCAAGGCGAAGGAGAAGAACGAUCUGUGGAUCAAGGAGUUGGAGGCGAGAGAUAAAGAGGAGAAAGAGACCAGAGCUGAAAAGGAGAGAAGAUCGAAGCGUGCUUAAUGGAGGAAAGAACCCGAUAUUAGCGCAGGUCAGAGCAGCGGAAGGGAAGGACAGCGAGGAUGCAAGCUCGGUGGUUGAUGGGAAGGAGAAGAAGCAGAAGUCAACUCUGGAAUCUGUGAAGGAGAUGAUCAUGGGGAAGAAGUAA
Pseudogymnoascus destructans is the source of this 561-nucleotide messenger RNA. RefSeq names its product Respiratory supercomplex factor 1, mitochondrial. The coding region runs from base 1 to 561 and encodes 186 amino acids. Gene Ontology annotation, biological process: mitochondrial respirasome assembly. The transcript is spliced from 4 exons. Gene Ontology annotation, cellular component: mitochondrion. The record is from RefSeq and is a predicted model, not a curated record. NCBI's taxonomy places the organism in Eukaryota, Fungi, Ascomycota, Leotiomycetes, Thelebolales, Thelebolaceae.